ACAAGACAUCGGCAACUGACGCAAGUUUCUACAUAGACGAUUAUAAGACUGCAGUUGCAUUGCAAAGCUGCGAUUAUAAGAUUACAAUGAGUGAUGGAUUUAAACUGCAAGUGAAAGUGAAACCAGGAUUUCCAGUCUAUGAUAUUGAUGAUAAAUUAAAAGAAAGAUUGAAGCAAGCAAUGGGGAAGAGAUAUGUACAAGAUACCAAUGCUUUGAAUUUGUCCAAGUUUCAUCGUGAUCCUGAUCUUUGCUCUGACUACUUUUGCGCAUUGUUUCAUCCUGUCAUGUUGAUGACUGUGUUGGACAUUGUGGCGGAACACAUCCCGAAUUUAGAAGCCUUGAACUUGGAAGGAAAUAAGUUGCAAAAUAUUGAGAGACUCAGUGUAUUAACCAAGAAGUUCUCAAAAUUGAAAAUUCUGUUUAUCGGUGAUAACAAG
Trachymyrmex septentrionalis is the source of this 437-nucleotide messenger RNA. Its product is annotated as nuclear RNA export factor 1-like. Gene Ontology annotation, biological process: poly(A)+ mRNA export from nucleus. Gene Ontology annotation, molecular function: protein binding; RNA binding. The record is from RefSeq and is a predicted model, not a curated record. The transcript has a single exon. NCBI's taxonomy places the organism in Eukaryota, Metazoa, Arthropoda, Insecta, Hymenoptera, Formicidae. The annotation marks the transcript as partial. Gene Ontology annotation, cellular component: nucleus.